GAUACGUACGUGUGCGACAGAUUCUGGUGAAAUACUGCAUGCAUAAUCUACUCAGCAGGGGUGUUAUAUGCAGGCGCGAGGUGACUGAGGCAGUGAGGGAUUUUACUUCUCUAAUUAUUAAUGCUUUAACAAGAAAACUGUCUGUCAUUCCAUCAUCAGUUUCUGUGAUGAAGAGCUACAAUGGAUGAAGGAAAGUCUGUACCAUCUACAAGGUUGAUGUCCGACACAGCGCAAACUGAGGGAACGAGAGAUGACGGUUCUCAAGCAGGAAAUGAACCACAUGACAUAUUAUCAAGGAGCAGUAUGAAACAGAACAAUGACACAGUGCCCAAGAAGGGCAGUGAAGACAAUGAGACGGGAGGGGAUGAGGUGAAAGAAAUGCUCAGAGAUGGAACAGUGGCAGAAACAGACCAAGAUUAUCAGGAGGGCUCAAAUGUAGACUCAUCAGAUCAGAGAGAUGAAAAGGGAGUUAAAGUGUCGUUGCCUGAGCUAGACGUCUUGCCAGUAGAUGAGGGCGCAAUUGAGAAGCUCACAGUUGGGUUUCUUCAGACCUUCCUUCCUCAAGCAGAAUGCUCCAAUGCAGUCCUGGAUGAGCUCAUGAGAAACCAGCGUGUUCUGAUUGAAACAUUGGAGCAAGAAAAUGCCAAAUUCAAGGAGAACAAGAUGAUGUCUGAUCUCUCCGAACUGAUGACAGAGGCCAAAAAGUAUCAUAGUAAACUGGUUCACUUACGGAAAGAAAUGAUGUCCCUGCAUGAAAAGUCUACAAAAUUAAAGAAGAGAGCAUUGAAACUGCAGCAUCACAAGAUGAAGCAGAAUCUCCAGAAGGAGCAGCAGAGAGAGCGUGAGAUGGAACAGGAGAAACACCUCAUUGCCAAGCCUGCUGCUAAGAAAACACCCUGAGACAGUGGUGUAGCCGUUGCUUGUCCAUCGUCCUCAGUUUCAAGUCAAUUCAAACUAGCUAUUCAAAUAAACUGUAAUAAAACCAUUCCUUUGUUAUUCGCUGCCGAAGUCAUGACAUCACUUAGAGUUCAACUCGAUGCGGCAAUGGUUACUGGUUCACGCGUACUGCAGCGGCCCAACGUGAAUGCAGUGUUUUAGUUAUGGCAGUUGUAAACCAAAGUUUUAUAAAUGGAUUGAGUCUCCUCUGGGAAAUGAAAAGAAGCUCAACUGUGGUUUAAACUGGUGUGGUGACAAUCUUCUGCAAAACUUUUUACCCGUUUCAGGCACUUGCCUGAUUGAGUGUUAAACAUAUGUGAAAUUGAUUGUUAUGGAAUGUGCAUGAUGAACUGUUGUCAAGGAAUUGAGCCUGAUCUGGGGAGGAGGUGACUUCACACUAUGGCAGCAAAUUCAUCCCAAUUUUUUUGUGACAGGACUUGUGACAGGACUUGUGAUUUACUGCUUGCAGUGAUACACUACUUGCAAUGAUAACCACUGUUGUUUUUUUGAAUCAGCAGCUCUUUAUAAACAAAUACUAAUUGGUAGCUGUGCCUUAUGUAAAUAUUGUGCCAACGAAGAUGAGAAUGGCUUGACCAGUAUAAAUUAUAUUCUGAUCAUUGUUGAAGCACAUGAAUAAUUUGAAGGACUUGGACCAAUGAAAUAUGUUUGAAGUGACCACAUUUAUGCAAAUUCUGAUGGCUGACUCUGAAGAACAUGAAGAUAAUGGGACACCCUUUAACCUAAAUAUUUUUUUUAAGUGCAAUUUUCUUUUUACUUUUUACUUUGUUUUUGACGUGCACUUGUUGCUAUGAUUUCACUGGCACUCUGGUUAAUUGGCCUCAACUUUGGCCCAUUGUGACAGCCUUUGCCAAUUACAACUUUGUGGAUUCAAA
Molecule: messenger RNA, 1829 nt
Organism: Patiria miniata (bat star)
Lineage: Eukaryota; Metazoa; Echinodermata; Asteroidea; Valvatida; Asterinidae
Product: biogenesis of lysosome-related organelles complex 1 subunit 6-like
Exons: 6
Coding region: 181-900 (239 amino acids)
Biological process (GO): intracellular transport
Cellular component (GO): extrinsic component of membrane; BLOC-1 complex; transport vesicle
Source: RefSeq, a predicted model, not a curated record